Camelina sativa (false flax) is the source of this 2015-nucleotide messenger RNA. RefSeq lists its product as uncharacterized. Gene Ontology annotation, molecular function: protein binding. Lineage: Eukaryota; Viridiplantae; Streptophyta; Magnoliopsida; Brassicales; Brassicaceae. The record is from RefSeq and is a predicted model, not a curated record.
GUCAGAUUUGUCAAAAUCCUUCUUCGUUUCUUCCAGACGUAAGUUGAUUUUUGCAAACACUCUAAUGGUCAAUACAUUGUCCACAUUCCACAGAAGUCAGAUUGAGGUAUGAACCUUUUAGGGGGUAAAUAGGUCAUACCAGCUUUCUUUUUCAUUUUCCACUGUUCUCUCGUAUUUAAGACUACUUGACUUCACAUGAUUUUCAACUCUCUCACUCUCGUCUUUACAGUUUCCACCUGUAUCUCUCACUUUUUAAUUCACGAAAAACAGAGAUUUCGUCUUCUCAUUACCUUUUUUUUUCUUUUUCUGACGAACUCGAGAACCACGAAACUGCUAUAAUGGCGAUUCAUCCUUGGUGGAUGCGUAACAGAAAGAAAGUGGACAAGUACAUGAAGGAAGCGAAGAGCUUAUUAACGAGCCAGGAUCCAAACGACAUCCUAUCAGCUCUAAGCCUCUUAAACUCAACGUUUUCUCUCUCUCCUCGCCACGAACUCGCUCUGGAACUCAAAGCUAGAUCGCUUCUUUACCUUCGUCGUUUCAAAGACGUCGCUGAUUUGCUUCACGAUUACAUCCCCAGUCUUAGAAUCGAUGGCGAAGAUUCUAGCAGCAGCGUCGUCGUCGAUUCAUCGGAGCUCUCUUCUCUCAGGCUUCUACUUCCGAGUCAUCAUGACUCGUCGUCGUUUAAGUGUUUCUCUUAUUACUACUUGAAGAAGAAAGUCAUGGCAGGGUUAAGUAAUAAUCCCGACGAACAAGGGCAAUGGAGAUACGUGGUUUUGGGCCAAGCUUGUUACCACCUAGGUCUAAUGGAAGACGCGAUGAUCCUACUCCAAAACGGUAAACGCCUUGCCACGGCGGAGCUCCGCCGAGAAAGCAUCAGCUGGUCCGACGAUAGCUUCGUCCUUUUCACCAUCGGAUCUCAGCCGCAACCAAUUACAGAAUCCGAUAUCGUAUCGCAAAAGCUCUCCCAAACCAAACUCCUCCUCCGUCGUCGCACGGCGGCUCUCGCUGCGUUCGACGCCGGUCUCUACCCUGAAUCCAUCCGCCAUUAUUCUAAGAUCGUUGACAGCCGUCGCGGCGCGCCGCAGAGCUUCAUCGCCGAUUGCUUAAUCCGUCGUUCCUCAGCCUAUAAAUUCGCCGACCGAAUCGCAGAUUCCAUUGCCGAUUGCAAUAUAACACUAGCCUUAAAUCCGUCGUGCCUCGAAGCCUUAGAAACCAGAGCCGAUUUGUUCCGAUCAGUACGCUGUUUCUCCGACUCGCUUCACGAUCUUGAACAUCUGAAACUUCUCUACAAUUCAAAUUUACGCGACCGGUCAACAACCGGCCCGGUUUGGAGACGGCACAAUUUCCGGUACAGAGAAAUCCCGGGGAAAUUAUGUGAAUUGACCUCUAAAAUCAAACAAAUGAAGGAGAAAAUAAUUACAAACGGAGAAAUCGGUAAUGUGGAUUAUUACUUUUUGAUGGGAAUCAAACGUGGGUGCUCGAAAUCUGAGCUGAACCGGGCGUAUUUGUUGAUGAACCUAAGACAUAAACCGGAGAGAACAGUAGCCUUCAUAGACAGGUUUGAUUUAACCGAUGAGGAAGAAUUAGCUUCGGUUAAGAACCGAGCUAGAAUGUCAACUUUGUUACUCUACAGAUUGAUCCAGAAGGGAUUCCACGCCGUAAUGAGUGACAUUUCGAUGGUAGAAGCGGUGGCGGUCGAAGAGAUUGCAAUAAAAAAUCAACCGGUUGAAACGUCUACAGAUGAUGAUAACAAAGCAGCGGCAAUGGAGGUUGGGAGGAAGCGUAGCAACAACUUAAACGUGGUUAAAGGAGUGUUUUGUAGAGAUAUGGCGGCGGUUGGGAGUUUGAUUGUCCGUGCCGGUUUAAGACAACCAAUUUCGGUUUAGGUAUAUGUCAUAGGAUUUUAGAGAUUUGUCUCUCUCUUUUUUUUUUUUCUUCCUAACGUAAAAGAGUUAAGUUUACUUUUGACGCUGGACAAUAACAAUAAACUUUUUCUCUCUGUGAGAUUUUGAUCA